AUGAGGAGAAAGCAAAAGCCACUACUCCCUCUGAAUUCUCUAAUUGGAGCCAUACUAAGAGAAAAGCCUGGGCCUGGGACACCAAGUUAUCCUGAGAAUCCUCAGGGCAUCCCGUCUCACCCCAGUGCCCUGGCAUCCACUGCAAGGAGCCAAUGUUGUGAGGGCUCAGGCAGGCAGGAGGAGGCAUGUCCGAGUCCCUCUCAGGACAAGGAUGCCACCCAGAUCAAGCACAAUGAUUUAGCAGAUAAUGAGGUAGAUAAAAUGGUGCCAUUCCUGCUCCACAAGUAUCAGCAGAAGGAGCAGGUCACCAUGGAGGAAAUGCUGCACGUCGUGCAUAAUGAUUACUGUGAGCACUUCCCUCAGAUGUUUGGGGAACUCUGUCAGUGCAUGUGUCUGUGCUUUGGCAUUGAGAUGAGGGAAGUGAAUCCCCCUGGACACACAUAUGAGCUUCUCCCCGUCCUGGGCCUCACUUUUCAGGGGAUCCUGGAUGAUGACGUCCAGAUCGUUCCCAAAGGGAAACUCCUGAUGGGCAUCCUGAGUGUCAUGAUGGUGAAGGGUAACUGUGUCAGUGAGGAGGACCUAAGGGCACUGCUGAUAGAUAUGAAGCUAUUAAGUGAGAGGGAGCACGUUAUGAUUGGGGAUCCCUGGAAGUUCAUCACAGAGGAUUUGGUGCAGGAAGAGUACCUGGUGUAUCAGCAGGUUCCUGAUAGUGAUCCUGCUCGUUAUGAGUUGCUGCGGGGUCCCAGGGCCCAGGCGGAAACCACCCCGAUCAAAGUCCUGAAUCACAUCUUCAGUCUUGAUAGGACAGAUCCCAGGUCUUACCCCCAUCUGUACGAACAGGCUUUGAGAGAGGAAGAAGGUCUGUUUGAGGCCUUUGAGGGUGAAGGUGUGUGA
This is a messenger RNA of Fukomys damarensis (Damara mole-rat), 894 nucleotides long. Its product is annotated as melanoma-associated antigen 10. Bases 1 to 894 code for a protein of 297 amino acids. Gene Ontology annotation, biological process: negative regulation of transcription by RNA polymerase II. The transcript has a single exon. The record is from RefSeq and is a predicted model, not a curated record. Gene Ontology annotation, cellular component: nucleus. NCBI's taxonomy places the organism in Eukaryota, Metazoa, Chordata, Mammalia, Rodentia, Bathyergidae.